This is a messenger RNA of Theobroma cacao (cacao), 1524 nucleotides long. Its product is annotated as BRCA1-A complex subunit BRE-like protein. Gene Ontology annotation, biological process: double-strand break repair. Gene Ontology annotation, cellular component: BRCA1-A complex; BRISC complex. NCBI's taxonomy places the organism in Eukaryota, Viridiplantae, Streptophyta, Magnoliopsida, Malvales, Malvaceae. The record is from RefSeq and is a predicted model, not a curated record.
AUCCUGAUCUUUGAACUUACGACUCAACAUUAACGGAUUCACCGGUCACUGCCUCGUUUUCCGUCUCGGUCGACCAGUAGAUCGCCGGCGAGUAAUUUGGAUGCCCAUCGACGCAAAAUUGUCGGUUUAAGCAGUAUCAAAGCAAGAAGCUUCAGAAUCGAUCUCUUUUAGAGUUUAGGAGUCAGGCAUGUCGUUCGAUGGCUUCCCUCCUUUUAUUUCUGCCCAGCUCCAUUACCUCCUCAAUCAUUUUCCUGACAAAAUCAAGGUUGAGCAAGUGUUGUCUGGUGGCAAAUCCUACACCGGGGGCCUCGAUCGGUUCACAUUGCUUAUUCCAUAUUGCUUAGACCAUAUCAAAUGGGAUGUUAUAUACAAUGCGGAGUUUCCACUGUCUCCGCCCGAUAUCAUAUUUGGACCCGACGAUGAGGACUUUCACCCUUUACACGCGACUGGUGGUGAAGGUGAGGGGGACUUGAAGUCACGGACUCGGAGUGUUUUGUCUGAUUGGAACAAUAAAGACCCGACCAGGCUGCUAGCUUUAAUUCAGGAAUUGAGAGAUCAAUAUAUGUCCUACCAGAGGAAACGCGUUGGAGAAGUGGAUGAUGAUAGGUUGAAAUUUGAGAUUAGCACUAUUUUGUCACGAGAGGGAAUUGAAAUGCAUAUUAGUUCAGGUGCUGAAAAGCCAGAAGAGGUCAAAUUUUCUGUGCCUCUAAUGGAUAUGAACAUAAACAAAAUGGUGCAUGCGUGCCCCUGGAGACAUCCACAAAAGAUAUAUUUGCAGGUUAUAUAUCCUGUUGGAAGAAAGUAUGCAUCUACCCCUUCGGCACCCCGUUUGAAAUUGAUGUCGACUAUCGAGCUGAGAGUUCUGUUUUCUGUUGAUGAUGUCAAGCUUCCUCCAUGGUUGGAUGGAAUGUGCUUGGCUGAAUAUCUUCCCCACCUAGAAGAAUCUCUUGAGAAACAGGUCCUGGAAGCUGUUUCAUUAAUUGACAUUAGAAGACGCUUUAUAGAGGCAUUAGCCCCAUUGUUUGGAAGACCUUUGGAAGCUGAUCCGAUCUUUUGCAGAAAAGCCACAUUUCUUGCAUCUUCUGGAUCCUUUGUUUUCCUGGUGCACGUUCUUAUUUCAACUCAAUUUCCUAAGCAGCAGCCAGCUCUGAUGCUCCAAAGUUCUCAGCACAUAUCACCGCAAGGAGUACCAAAACAGUCACCUCUUCUAACAGACUAUCCGUGGAGUCCAAGAUGGGAAGCAUCACAGAUGGCUGAGCGGAUAUAUGAUUUCUUGGUGGACGAGUCUCUGAACUUCAAACGGUUCUGUAAUGAGUCUCAAUCUCAACACUAGUAAGAUACGAGGAUGCUAAAGUUCCAUCUGGUCAUGCUUUACUCAUUCAAGUGGUGUAAAAAUGCUUAAUGAAACAUUUGGGUAGUUUUCUUUUAUACAAUCCAGAAAUAUGGUGCCAUUAUGGGUUGUGGUGUUUAAAAGCCAUUUGAUUUGUAGAAAGGAAAUACAAAGUUUGUUUUUUACAAUGCUUA